Apis florea (little honeybee) is the source of this 2710-nucleotide messenger RNA. RefSeq names its product BTB/POZ domain-containing jim lovell protein (gene lov). The record is from RefSeq and is a predicted model, not a curated record. NCBI's taxonomy places the organism in Eukaryota, Metazoa, Arthropoda, Insecta, Hymenoptera, Apidae. Gene Ontology annotation, cellular component: nucleus. Gene Ontology annotation, biological process: regulation of transcription by RNA polymerase II. Gene Ontology annotation, molecular function: DNA binding; protein binding.
CCUAUCCGAAAGGAAAGGAUUUGAUUUCGAAUUGUUAAGAGAUCGCUAUCGAUAUCGAGUGAUCGUAUUCACGGUGAAUCGAGUAAAUUAUAUUUCGCGAAAGAGUAUCGAGCAACAACUAAGUGACUAAUCGAGUGAUAUGUAUAUGUAUGUUUUGUAUAUAUAUGUAUGUAUAUGUAUAUACGCGCGGGUGUCCCGCGCGAAGAAGGCGAACGUCUAUACCGACGAACAUGUUUGUGCUUUUGCUGAGAAGACGAUAGGUGACAGUGAGGAAUCAGCUGAUCGUUUAGGGGCGCCACGCUCUCUUAUCCUAUCUCGCGCGCGCUUUCUGUCUGCCUCCCUCUCUCUUUCCUUUCCUCUUCUAGACUCCUCAUAGGAGACGACUCCUCUUCCUCUGACGCACGUAUACACGUAACCGCGCACAGUAGCUACUAUACCACGCGGUCCGCCGGCUGUGUUCGAUUUUCCCGCCAAUGAAACGUACGCACUCGAAGGUUAUUAUACACCGUUUCCUUCGAUUCAGUCAGUUACCAGUGUAAGUUACACCUUCUGUCACGAAUUGGUGCUCUCUGUAAUGGAGAUCAUUCUACUUUCUUCGUAAACGGGAAAAGGUGGUGACAAAGUGGAGGAGAAAGACUCGCUCGAAUCGUGUUCUCGACUGAUGGAAUUACGAACUUUCGACCCGAUGAUGAUCAUCGAUUUAUCGCCAGAAGAUCCAGUGCUAUGUGUGUACCCUUUUGCUUAUUAUAUCAUCGUGUGAAAAUGGAUUGUGAUAUAUUACUCUUUAGGUGAAAAAUGUUCACGAGAGAAACGUGAGACAAAAAGAGAUAAGUCGAGUGUCCGCCCUGAGCGGAAUCAGCAUUCGAGGAGAAGAGCGGCGUUCAAGAUAGUGUCGAAGGGGAGGCAUUGUUCACGAUACGUGCGUGGCCGCGUGCGUGCGUGCAUGGAAGAGAGAAACGGACGAAGGAUCUCGAGGUACGAAGGAGAACGAGGCGGAGCAAGGUGGCUCCGCUAACGGCACGAGCGGCGGUGAAAAAAUGUCAAGCGCCGCGGACAGUCCUGAUGGGAUGGCUUUGCAGUCGCACUAUUCCUUACGAUGGAACAAUCAUCAGACGCAUAUACUCCAGGCCUUCGAGGCGUUGCUACACGCGGAAUUACUCGUCGACGUGACCCUGGUCUGCGCCGAGACUAGUCUCAGGGCGCACAAGGUUGUUCUUAGUGCCUGCAGCCCGUUCUUCGAGAGGAUAUUUGCGGAGCACCCCUGCAAACAUCCGGUGAUCGUGCUAAAGGACUUCCCCGGCCACGAGGUGGCGGCCCUCAUCGACUUCAUGUACCGCGGCGAGGUGAGGGUCGGCCGCGAGGAGCUGCCCGGGCUGAUGAGGGCUGCGGAGAGUCUGCAGGUGCGUGGACUGGUGUUGUCGGAGCCGAGGCCCACGUCACCGCCCGAGACGCCGACCGCGGACCUCCUCCUGGGCGAACCCUCGACGCCCGAGGGGGCCAGGCAAGGGACGCCCGAGGAGGACGACAACGCGUCCGAGAGCACGGCUCCCCCGUCCACUCGUGAACAACCACCACCUGUCACGACACCCACCAUCUUCCACCCUGCCAGGGACCAUCGUGAUAUGUUGCCGCACAUGGGCCACUUGAACUUUGGGAUACGCGAGUUGCGUGAAACUUGUGGAUCCCCGCUUCUGCCGCGGCGCAAGCAGGCACGGCCGCGGAGGAGAUCGGUCGAGCUGGUGCCCCAAGACCUGAGCCGACCUCAUCCACCGCCCAGCCUCAGCCCGCCCGCGAGCGGCCUCGAUCUGACCGGGUCUAACAACAACAAUCAUCUGCAGCAGCAGCAGCAACCGCAACAACAACAACAACAACAACAACAACAACAACAGUCUCAGGGUCAUCGUCCACAGCGGGAGGGAAGCCCGCUCGGAAGGACAACGCAUCCGUAUCAGCAGCAACAGCAGCAGCAAGAAUCUCCACUCACACCGCAACAAAGCUCCGUGACGCCGAUAUUCCCGUUGGACGGUGUCGUGUCUCUGGGUGGUGGACUGUUCCCUCACGUAGGUGCCCUCGACAGGGGAUCCCUUUUGGCGGAUCUCCACGAUAGCUUUAAACCGGAGGCGCUGCACGGACUUUUCGGCGCGGCCAGCCUCGGGGCCCACCACCCGGGUAAAAAGCCAAAGAAGCACAGGGGCGAUGGCGACGCGGCGCACAGGUGGGGCGACCACAGUAGCCGGGGCCUGCCGGUGGGAAGGCCGAAGGGGCAGCACAGCGCCCCCAGGGGCGGGCCGCCCAGGUCUUGGACAAACGCGGAGCUGACCGAGGCGUUGCAGCACGUUUGGAACAAGAAGAUGACCACGUCGCAGGCAAGCAGGAUAUUCGGCAUCCCGUACAACAGCUUGUUGAUGUACGUGCGGGGGAAGUACGGGAAGAGUUUGAAGCUGGAACAGCUGAGGAGGGACUGCACGGGGGCCACGACCGGCGAGGUGGUCAUGAAUUCGCUUAACAACAACGACAAGGCCGUCCAGCCGCCCGCUCAAAUCAUCCACCCCCUCGCCGGCCUGCCCCCGCACCCGGGCGACGACGCUGGAUUCCCCCAUCACUCGUUGCUCGCGGGCAACCUGCCGCACGGUUUCUUCCCCGACUUUGCCCCCGCGGAAGCGUUGAACGAUCGUUACUCGUUUGACAAUCAUAUUCGAUAAAUCGAACC